Molecule: messenger RNA, 4438 nt
Organism: Spodoptera litura
Lineage: Eukaryota; Metazoa; Arthropoda; Insecta; Lepidoptera; Noctuidae
Gene: Sf3b1
Product: splicing factor 3B subunit 1
Biological process (GO): spliceosomal complex assembly
Molecular function (GO): mRNA binding
Source: RefSeq, a predicted model, not a curated record
UUGUCUUUGUUCUCUAUACUCGAUGACAUAGCUACGGCAUAUUUUUGUCAAUGGCUAAAUAAAUUGGUUAGAAAUUAAAUGGUGAUUGUGAUUUUGUUUCUUGAAAACCUCUACGUAUAAAAAUAACGCCGUUUUCACUAGUAUUUAUUACUCCGGGUUUAGUCCUUUAGUUGCUCCUAUGAUUCGUGAAUAAUGGAUAAGAUACCCAGGACUCACGAAGCUAUUGAAGCACAGAUAAGAGAAAUCCAAUCAAAGAAAAAUGAAUUGCCAGAGAAUGGUUCAAAUAAAGGUGUAUCGCUAGGCGAGACAUACUAUGACAGUGAUAUUUAUGAUAAUGCUGGCCAAGGUGGGAAAUCUAGAUAUGAUGGGUAUGUAACCUCUAUUGCUGCUAAUGAUGAAGUGGAAGAUGAUGAUGUGGAGAAUGUCCCAAUCACACAAAAGAGGUCAGGAGGUUACACUGCACCAGCUUCCUUGCUGAAUGAUAUUGCACAGACUGAUAAGGAUUAUGAUCCAUUUGCUGAUAAAAGAAGACCAACCAUUGCUGACAGAGAGGAUGAGUAUCGUCAAAAGAGGCGUAGGAUGAUAAUAUCCCCAGAACGUACAGAUCCAUUUGCAGAAGGUGGAAAAACACCAGAUGUUGGAUCUAGGACCUACACUGAGAUUAUGAGAGAGCAAUAUUUGCGAGCUGAAGAAACUGAGUUGCGAAAAAAGUUGCUGGAAAAGGCAAGGGAAGGCACUCUUAAACCAGUAGCUCAGUCCAAUGGUGAGGCAACCAAACCAGCAUCAAAACGCAAAGGUCGCUGGGAUCAAAGUUCUGAGGACACACCUAUGGCUAAGAAAACUGUUUCGGCUACACCAACCUCUCAAACUACACCAUCCUGGGAUCAAGAGAGGGGAGCUUGGGAAGAAACACCUAGUGCACCUGGUCGAGGUGGAGAAACACCCGGGGCGACGCCUUCUGCGCGCGUGUGGGAUGCCACGCCUGGACAUAUUACACCUGGACAUGCCACUCCUGGUAGAGACACUCCCGCUCAACAUGCCUCCAGGCGUAACCGCUGGGAUGAAACUCCUAAAACGGACAGAGAAACACCCGGACAUAACAGUGGUUGGGCUGAGACGCCCCGCACUGACCGCGGCACUGGUGUGGAUACUAUCCAAGAGACGCCCACGCCGGGCACCAAGCGCCGCUCGCGCUGGGACGAGACGCCGGGUGCCACGCCGGCCGCCGCCACGCCGACUCCCUCGCACGCCACUCCUACUCACGCCACUCCUUCACAUGCGACUCCCUCACACGCCACACCGACUCCUCACACGCCCAUGUUUACACCUGGAGGAUCAACACCAGUGGGGAUGAAGGCUAUGGCGAUGGCUACACCAACUCCAGGACACGUGGCUGCAAUGACACCAGAGCAGUUGCAAGCCUACCGCUGGGAGAAGGAAAUAGAUGAGCGCAACCGUCCUUACACUGAUGAAGAGUUAGAUGCCAUGUUCCCACCUGGGUACAAGGUUUUACCGCCCCCUGCCGGUUAUGUUCCGAUUCGGACCCCAGCCCGAAAGCUGACAGCAACUCCUACUCCACUGGGUGGUACCCCUAUCGGCUUUUUCAUGCAGACGGAGGAACUGGGAGGGUCGGCCGCUGCAGCCGCGCGGCUACUGGACCCGCAGCCUAAAGGCAGCCAGCAACUGCCCUUCAUGAAACCGGAAGAUGCGCAGUACUUUGAUAAACUGCUCAUUGACGUCGACGAGGACACUCUUUCUCCAGAAGAACUAAAAGAGAGGAAAAUUAUGAAACUUCUGUUAAAAAUUAAGAAUGGCACUCCACCUAUGUGCAAAGCUGCGCUUCGCCAAAUAACAGACAAAGCUCGUGAAUUUGGAGCUGGCCCUUUAUUUAACCAGAUUCUUCCACUUCUUAUGAGUCCUACUUUAGAAGACCAAGAGAGACAUUUGCUGGUCAAAGUUAUUGAUAGAAUUCUGUAUAAAUUGGAUGAUUUGGUCCGUCCAUAUGUUCAUAAGAUCCUUGUCGUGAUUGAACCUCUGUUGAUUGACGAAGAUUAUUAUGCGCGUGUCGAAGGUCGAGAAAUUAUCUCUAACCUGGCUAAGGCCGCUGGUUUAGCUACUAUGAUCUCUACUAUGAGACCUGACAUAGACAACAUAGAUGAAUACGUACGUAACACAACUGCCAGGGCCUUUGCUGUAGUAGCCUCUGCUUUAGGUAUUCCAUCACUUCUGCCGUUUUUGAAGGCUGUCUGCCGAUCAAAGAAAUCUUGGCAAGCCAGGCACACUGGUAUAAAGAUUGUCCAGCAAAUUGCUAUUCUUAUGGGUUGCGCCAUUCUGCCACAUCUUAAGUCUUUGGUGGAAAUUAUUGAACAUGGGUUAGUUGAUGAGCAACAGAAAGUGCGUACUAUCACAGCUUUAGCGAGCGCCGCUCUCGCUGAGGCAGCUACGCCAUAUGGUAUUGAAUCAUUCGACUCCGUGCUCAAACCUCUCUGGAAGGGUAUCCGAACUCAUCGUGGGAAGGGUCUGGCGGCUUUCCUAAAGGCCAUCGGUUAUCUCAUCCCACUCAUGGACGCCGAAUACGCUAAUUAUUACACGCGUGAAGUGAUGUUGAUCCUUAUUCGUGAGUUCCAGUCUCCAGAUGAGGAAAUGAAAAAGAUAGUGUUAAAGGUAGUAAAACAAUGUUGUGGUACUGAUGGUGUGGAACCUCAGUAUAUAAUGGACGAGAUUCUACCACAUUUCUUUAAACAUUUCUGGAAUCAUCGUAUGGCGCUCGAUAGACGUAACUACCGCCAACUUGUGGACACCACAGUUGAAAUCGCCAACAAAGUUGGCGCAUCUGAAAUAAUAAAUAGAAUAGUCGAUGACCUAAAGGAUGAUAAUGAGCAAUACAGAAAGAUGGUGAUGGAAUCUAUAGAAAAGAUUCUCGCCAAUUUAGGCGCAGCUGACAUUGAUUCCAAACUGGAGGAGGCUCUUAUUGAUGGUAUAUUGUACGCAUUCCAAGAACAGACUACUGAGGAUGUUGUAAUGUUGAAUGGUUUCGGUACAAUAGUAAACCAACUGGGCAAGCGCGUGAAACCGUACCUGCCACAGAUCUGCGGUAUUAUAUUAUGGCGUAUGAACAAUAAAUCUGCGAAAGUUCGUCAACAAGCUGCUGAUCUAAUUUCACGCAUUGCUGUCGUCAUGAAAACUUGUCAGGAGGAGAAACUAAUGGGACAUCUUGGCGUCGUACUUUAUGAAUACUUGGGUGAAGAGUAUCCGGAAGUACUGGGUUCGAUAUUGGGUGCUCUAAAAGCUAUCGUUAAUGUGAUUGGUAUGACAAAAAUGACACCUCCCAUCAAAGAUCUCCUACCUAGAUUAACACCUAUUCUCAAAAACAGGCACGAAAAAGUACAAGAAAAUUGUAUUGAUUUGGUUGGACGUAUUGCUGAUAGAGGACCGGAAUUCGUCUCUGCGAGGGAAUGGAUGAGGAUAUGCUUUGAACUGCUAGAGCUGCUUAAGGCUCACAAAAAAGCUAUCAGACGAGCAACUGUAAAUACUUUUGGUUAUAUUGCCAAAGCAAUUGGUCCUCAUGAUGUAUUGGCAACCUUGCUCAACAACUUGAAAGUACAGGAGAGACAGAACAGAGUGUGUACAACAGUGGCUAUUGCUAUAGUUGCGGAAACUUGCUCUCCCUUUACGGUGUUGCCAGCGCUGAUGAAUGAAUACCGUGUACCAGAAUUGAAUGUACAAAAUGGAGUUUUGAAAUCACUGUCUUUCUUAUUUGAGUACAUUGGAGAAAUGGGAAAAGACUACAUUUAUGCAGUGUGUCCCUUGCUAGAAGAUGCUCUGAUGGACAGGGAUCUGGUGCAUCGGCAGACUGCAUGUGCUGCAAUAAAGCAUAUGGCUCUGGGUGUAUAUGGAUUCGGCUGCGAAGAUGCUUUAGUACACCUGCUCAACCAUGUGUGGCCAAACAUCUUUGAGACUUCACCACAUUUAGUGCAAGCAUUCAUGGAUGCUGUGGAAGGCAUGCGGGUUGCUCUAGGUCCUGUCAAAAUCUUACAGUAUGCUCUACAGGGACUGUUCCAUCCUGCAAGAAAAGUUCGCGAUGUGUACUGGAAAAUAUACAACACUCUAUAUAUUGGAGGACAAGAUGCAUUAGUCGCUGGAUACCCAAGAAUACAAAAUGAUCCAAAUAAUCACUAUUUGAGAUAUGAACUAGAUUAUUUGCUCUAAAUAAAUAUAAAUGUCGUGCAAAUUCGUUUACUAGAAAUAUAAACAAUUUUCUUUCAUUGUAGAAACAAGAGCCUAUAAAAUAAUAUGUAUAAUGCAUCUUCAUAUUUGCAGUUUGACUAGAAUUUGAUUUUUACGAAAUAAGUACCUAUGGCUUUUGAUUAAGAUGUAACUUCAUGCAUUAAAUUAAAAUAAACCGUUUUUGGGUUAUUAAAAACGCAUUAUAAUAUGA